Messenger RNA from Penicillium canescens, 1626 nucleotides. RefSeq lists its product as uncharacterized. The record is from RefSeq and is a predicted model, not a curated record. Lineage: Eukaryota; Fungi; Ascomycota; Eurotiomycetes; Eurotiales; Aspergillaceae. Gene Ontology annotation, biological process: nucleolar large rRNA transcription by RNA polymerase I. The transcript has a single exon. Gene Ontology annotation, cellular component: RNA polymerase I core factor complex. The coding region runs from base 1 to 1626 and encodes 541 amino acids. Gene Ontology annotation, molecular function: TBP-class protein binding; RNA polymerase I core promoter sequence-specific DNA binding.
AUGGGGGUGGGCGACUACGUCCACUCCAGAGAAGCUGGGCAGCCUCGAGCCCCCGACAAAGUUGCGGCCCAGUCGCGCCAGCAACGUGCAGAACAGGCCAGAAUUGAUGUGCCUCCCACUCAAUUAGUCCAUCCAAGCCACCCCGUUACCAAUGGCAAGGGCAUUUCGCUGGAAUUUCCUGGAGCAUCUCAGUUUCCAAACCAGCCCCGCACUAUUCCCGCGCAUACGGUGCAGCGUGAUGUCUUUGACACUGAUGUCGAGGCGAUUGAUGAUUCAACUGUCGCCGGAACGAGUGUCUCCGGAUUUGACGAUAACAAAUCCCAGGCAGCGUCAAGUACCAAUGCUGCUUACACCAACCCCGAUCCGCAGCCUACGUACCAAUCCCGUCCUGUUCGACAUACCUACGGGUCUAACUGGUAUGAUGGCCUGGGUGACCAAGCCAUGAAAACGAUGGGCUUUGACUCCGAUGAUCUCGUGGGCUUCGAUAGCCCAAUGACGUCUGAUGGUGGAGACGACGAGAAGACUGAUGAAGUAGCCACCGGCUGGCAAGUGUCGCACAAGCCGCGUACCACAGAGCAGCCGUUGAGCAAGCGCUUGGAGAAUUUCUGGUCUCAAAGCAAAAAGAGAACUUCUUCACGCCAGCCUAUCAAUGUGGAUUCUGUCCCUGAGCCGCAGCCGCAGCCUCAGGUCAAACCUCAGGCCAAGCCACGAAAGUUGGGCCAAAUGCUGCCUCCUACCGGGGCUAGGAAGGUUGUUCUCCCGCCCAACGGAUCUGCCACGCCCAGAACCCGUUUCAGUCCACCAAAACCUUCCCUGCUUGAGCAACUCGACCAAAAACUAGAUAGAUCACCCACUCGCCAGAACUCUCAACGCCCGCCAGAACUUGGCCGGACACUCAGCAUAACGGGCUUCCAAACCGACAGCGACAUCGACGGUAGUGGCAGUGAUGGUGGCAUGGACCACACCAUUCGCGCCAAUGGAAAGCGAGAAAGUGACCAUUCACACAACGUCUUUGACAUGACCAGUCUGACCGACCUGGACGCCGACGAAACCAUGCAGGACCCCUUCUAUACUAACGAAUCUACCACCCACGAGUCUACACACGAACCUACACACGAGCCAUCACGUGCUUCCACACGCCCCCGUCGCAACACAGUCAUCCAUUCCAAAAAGCGAGAACUCGAAGCAGAUUACCCUCCAGACCUGCUAUACCAGAAAUCCUUCUCCGAGCUACAGGCCGAGCCCUUUGAAAAAGCCCCAACUCCCCCUCCCCCAGUUCAAUCACAUCCUUUGCCUCCAGAACCAGCUUAUGUCUCCGACACGCAAUCCCCCCAAAAUGCCCUCUCCCACUUGCUGGGACUUACCGAACAAGAACGCCAGACCUUUCUCUCUCACAUGUCCAUCGAUGAAUGGGAAGACUGCGGUGACCAGAUGAUAGACCGGUUUACUCGUCUGCUUUCUGAAAUGAGAAACCUCCGCCGUGCCCGUCGCCGCACAGCCGCAGUAUUCGAAGCAGAAGUCAAACGCCGCCAUGACCAAGUCGAGACUCAGGACUUGGAGUUGACGAACAAGUUGACCGAGAUGAGAAGUGGUGGUGCAGAGGUCUUGCGUGGACGCAGCCAAUGA